Messenger RNA from Blepharisma stoltei, 1215 nucleotides. The record is from the annotation of a GenBank genome assembly. NCBI's taxonomy places the organism in Eukaryota, Ciliophora, Heterotrichea, Heterotrichida, Blepharismidae.
AUGGGGGAUGCCAUCCCAGAUCAUAUAUGCCACGAUCACGCUCAAAACUUCUACGACUGCUCUUGCUGCUUGCAAAAUUAUGCUCAAUUCAACUCCCAGCUAAUCUACAAUAAAAAGCUUAUGAAAAUAAAAUGCGAUGAGCAGCUAGAAAUAAAAAAAUAUUUAGCCAAAAUUCACUCACUAGAAACCAAGCUUCGUACUUCUGCAGAAGAAAAAACACAAGGCUAUUUAUGCCCUACAAGAAAAGUCAAAAACCAGAGACUUGUAGACUAUUUAAAAGAGCUUCCUCUUCCUCACGUGUUUUUUAAUAUCUGCAAAGACCAAGAACUUGCUAUGGCAUUUUUACUUAGGUCUGGGAUUUUUCCAGAGUCCAGGAAAUGCAAAAGCUGCAUUGAUGAAAAUGGCUACUACAAAGAAAUGAAUUUUGAGUAUAAUGGGUAUAUGGGGUAUUUAUUUAGAUGCGAAAAAUGUGGUGUGAAAUAUAACGUAAAAGAGGGGACUUAUUGGGAAAAAUGUUCAUUUACUAUAGAAAAAAUCGUCCUUUUUAUGUUUCUGUGGGUAUGCUAUAUGAAAGACAAUGAAGUCGCGCAGCUGCUGGAUGUAACUCCUUCUUGCAUCUCCAAGCUAUCAAGAAAGCUGAGGAAACUCGUGGUAAGUGACUUUCUCUCAUCAUUCACACCAUUUACAGGCGUAGUCGAAAUAGGAACCAUAAACUUUGUCCGCAGAAAAAUAGAAAUUGGGAAAGGAAAAACUCCUCAAAAAUGAAUUAUGAUUCUCUUCGAAAGAGGCAGCAAAAACUGCUAUAUAGAAUGUUUGCCAAGAAGAAGCCCAGAAUAUAUUGUCCCUAUAAUCCAAAAGCGCUGCGAAGUAGGGACUGUUGUGAUUACUGAUAAGCUGGGCUGUUACGGAAGACUAGAAGACUAUGGAUUCCCACACUAUCAGCUUGACAAAUCAAGAGGAUUCGAAGACCCUGACAAUAAAUUCAUCCACCAUAAUAACCUCAAUAAUAUUUGACUUUGGACGAAAUAUGAUAUAAAAAAUAGAUACAGGACAGCUCCAUUUUUGCAAGAACUUUUAUUUGAAUGGGUAUGGAGAAGAGCACAUAGGAUGAAUAUGGCCAGGUCAGAGUUUCCAAUGGAGAGCAUGGCGAUUUUUCAAAGCCUGAUUGAACUGAUCAAGAAAAAGCAAGCUCAAAAAGAAAUUUUAUUAGAUUAA